Messenger RNA from Quercus lobata, 846 nucleotides. RefSeq names its product CASP-like protein 1C1. Bases 193 to 663 code for a protein of 156 amino acids. The transcript has 3 exons. The record is from RefSeq and is a predicted model, not a curated record. NCBI's taxonomy places the organism in Eukaryota, Viridiplantae, Streptophyta, Magnoliopsida, Fagales, Fagaceae.
GAGAGAGAUGCACAAGAAAAAUAAGUUCUCACCACUGCCUAUCUGUCCUUCUAGCGAGCGCACACACACUACUUAUCUCUCCUCACUUGAUUCUUCAUAUGCUUUCUCAUCCAAAUUGAUGUUUCACAUUUUUAAGACUCUCCUAGGGACCCAUUUUCCUCUUCACUUGACUUGUCAAAAGCUAAAUUUCCAAUGACUAAGGCCAGGAGGAUCUUCACCCUUUUGCUAAGGCUACUAGCCUUGGGUGCUACCCUAGCCGCGACCAUUAUCAUGGUUACCAGUCAUGACUCAGCUGAAGUGUUGAACUUAACAUUCGAAGCAAAAUAUAGCAACGAAUCUACUUUCAAGUACUUUGUGAUCGCAGAAGCAGUAGCAAGUGGAUACAGCCUUAUUGUUCUCUUUAUUUCUUCAAAGAGUUUGCUUAGGCACUUGGUUAUGAUCCUAGAUGUGGUUAUAACGACGCUACUGAGCUCAAGCGUAUCGGCUGCCAUGGCGAUAGCUCAUGUGGGAAAGAAAGGAAACAGUCACACUGGUUGGCUGCCUAUUUGUGGACAAGUCCAUAAGUUUUGCAACCAAGUCACUGGAGCUCUAAUCGCUGGUUUUAUUGCUGCAAUAAUAUACUUGGUGCUUCUUCUCUACACUCUUCACACUGUUUAUAUAUAGUCCUUUCUUCACCAUUAAACCUUAGACAAUUCUCUUUCUGUGGAUUCUGUAACUCCUUUUAGUACAUGUUUUGUCCUUCCUUUCGUUUUCUUUACCUCUUCCCCCCCGCUCGUUUGAUUCUGAAUGUAAUAUGCUUAUAAUCUUUAUUUACUAAAGUUCCAUGCAAUGAGAUGUUUAUCACUC